AUGGGAAGCUUAUUACCAGAAGAGGGAAGUUCAGCAAAAUUUGCACAACUUUACAUCUAUGAUACACAAAAUGAGAUCAAGAAUCGCAGUUCCAUUCUUAGCUCUGGCAACAAAACCAACCAAUGGAAUUUGGAGAUCAUAUCUGAUGUUAUUGAAAUGCUGGAUCAACAUAACGUUCUUGCAAAAAGUUUUCGCAUGGUAAGAGACGUAAUCAGAACUAAUCCACAAACUAAUGUUCGUUUACGUCUUAUUGGGAAAAGGGGCAAAGAUGGAAGGCGAUAUAAUCUACCAUCUGUUGAUGAGGUUGCAGGUUUAGUUGUUGGAGAUUUUGACUCAAAUACAAAAGAAAGAGAUAUUAUUGUCGAAACAAAAUCUGGCCAACUUCAACGAAUUUCAGAACUCAACCCAUCAUAUUUAGGAUUACAAUAUCCUUUACUAUUCCCUUAUGGUGAAGACGGCUGGAGAGAAAACAUCCUUUUAAACAAAUUGCCGAAAAAUUCUACACAGGAAAGCUCCUACGUUAGCAUGAGGGAUUUUUUCGCAUUUAGAAUUCAGCAUAGAUCAAGUCGUGAAGGUGUUUUGUUGUAUUCUCGACGACUUUUUCAACAGUUUUUAGUUGAUGCAUUCUCAAUGGUUGAAGCGGCUAGACUUAAAUAUGUAUACUCAAAGCAAAGACAAUUCAGAGCUGAAAUCUAUAAAGGUCUAAAAGAUGCAAUUAUGAACGGUGAAACUGAGGCAUCAUCACUAGGUAAGCGCAUUGUUUUACCUGCAACAUUCACAGGGGGACCACGAUAUAUGAUUCAGAAUUACCAAGAUGCAAUGGCAAUUUGUAGAUCAAUUGGUUAUCCAGAUUUAUUUAUAACAGUAACUUGCAACCCACAAUGGGAAGAAUUGAAGCGUUAUUGUAAGGAAAAUAAUUUAAAACCUGAAGAUAGACCAGACAUGGUUUGCACAUUAUUCAAGGCAAAGUUGGACAUACUCAUCAAAGAUAUCCAAAAGAAUAGAAUUUUUGGUACAUCAAGGGCAGUUAUAUAUACUAUUGAGUUUCAGAAGCGUGGAUUACCCCAUGCACACAUACUACUAUUUCUUGCACAAGAGCAUAAAUUCCCUGGUCCUGAUGACAUAGACAAUAUUAUCUCAGCAGAAAUUCCAGAUCAGACUCUGGAUCCAGAAUACUAUCAGGCAGUUAAGGCUUUUAUGAUGCAUGGACCCUGUGGAAUUGCAAACAAAAAUUCACCUUGCAUGGAGAACGGUGUUUGCACCCGACAUUUUCCUAAAAAAUUCGUAGAGUUUACCACCAUCGAUCAAAAUGAAUAUCCAGUUUAUAGACGUCGAGAUGCUGAUCAUACCAUUGAGGUUUUAGGUAUUCAUUUGGAUAAUUGGUAUGUUGUGCCACAUAAUAAGUUCUUGUUGAUGAAAUAUGAUGCUCAUAUCAAUAUUGAAUGGUGCAAUCAAUCAAGAUCGAUAAAGUAUCUUUUUAAGUAUGUUAACAAGGGAAGUGAUCGAGUCACAGCUUCUUUUUAUUCAACUUCAACGCUUCCCAAUUCUAAUUCAAUCAUAGAUGAAGUGAAAAUGUAUUAUGAUUGUCGGUAUAUCUCUCCAUGUGAAUCUGCUUGGAGAAUAUUUGCAUUUGAUAUUCACUAUAGAAGACCUUCAGUUGAACGGUUAAGCUUUCACUUGCCCGAUGAACAACCAGUUAUCUUUGAAGAUCAAGACAAUUUGCAAAGAACUGUUGAUAAAGCAACAAUUAAAGAAUCCAUAGAUGCAUGUUACGCGCGUGGGUUACUUGAUGAUGAUCAAGAAUACAUUGAUGCUAUUGAAGAAGCCAGUCAUUGGGGUUCUGGAUAUUAUCUGAGAAAGCUGUUUGCAACUCUUUUGUGGUCAAAUUCAAUGACUCGGCCUGAAGUAGUUUGGCAGAGAUGUUGGACUUUACUUUCAGAUGGGAUACUACAUAAUCAUAUAACUAUGUUCAAUUUACCAGAUGAUGAAUUAUCAGAACUUACUCUAAUAGAGAUUGAACAAAUACUUAACAGCAAUGGCAAAACACUUCGAGAAUAUGCAACAAUGCCAUUUCCCAACAUGGAUAACAUCCACAGCAUGAGACGUGGCUCUUUGCAAAACAAAUUAAUAUUAGAUGAACUCCGCUAUGAUCGAGUUAUGUUGGCUGAGCAACACAAGCAAUUUUUAUCACAAAUGACAAUAGAACAAAAAUAUGUAUAUGACCAAAUCCUUCAAGCUGUCAAUUCAGAUUGUGGUAAAGUUUUCUUCUUAUAUGGGUACGGAGGUACAGGAAAGACUUUCGUUUGGAAUACUAUCUCAGCUGCUCUUAGAUCAAAGGGUCAAAUUGUCUUAACAGUUGCUUCAAGUGGAAUAGCUUCACUCUUGCUACCUGGAGGAAGAACAGCUCAUUCCAGAUUUGCAAUCCCCCUAACUCCUGAUGAAUAUUCCACCUGUAAUAUAAAACAAGGAAGCCCACUAGCUGAGUUAAUUUUGGCAACCAAACUUAUUAUUUGGGAUGAAGCACCAAUGAUGAAUAAGUUUUGCUUUGAAGCACUAGAUCGAACUAUGAGAGACUUGCUUCAGCACACAAAUCAUUCAAGUUUACGGUUGCCAUUUGGGGGAAAAACAGUCGUCUUUGGUGGUGAUUUUAGGCAAAUCCUCCCAAAUAUGAGAUUAAGGGCUUCAAUAGAAGAUGAAAGCGUCAAAGAACGAAAAGAAUUUGCACAGUGGAUCCUUGAUUUAGGAGAUGGAAAGCUUGCUCAUUCAGAAGAUGGAUACAGCAUGGUUAAUGAUUAUAUGCUAGCUUUAAAUGAAAAUGAAAAAAAGGUUUAUCUCAGCUCGGAUUCACCCUCCUUUAAAGAAGGUGCAGCAGAUAGUCUAGCAUCAAUGCAUACUCCAGAAUUUUUGGCAACUAUUAAAUCUCCCGGACUUCCAAAUCAUGAGCUGAUCUUUAGGCAAGGCUGUCCUGUCAUGCUUAUUAGAAAUAUUGAUCAUUCAGCAGGCCUUUGUAAUGGUACUAGAUUAGUUAUCACAAGGCUUGGCAACAAAGUUAUCGAAGCAGAAGUCUUAUCAGGAUCUAACAUUGGUGAAAAGGUUUUCAUACCUAGGAUGACAUUAACUCCUUCGGAUACAAAACUGCCAUUUAAGUUUCAACGAAGGCAAUUUCCUUUGAUGCUCUCAUAUGCCAUGACUAUAAAUAAAAGUCAAGGACAAUCAUUGGAUUAUGUUGGAUUACUCCUUAAACAGCCAGUAUUCACACAUGGCCAACUAUAUGUUGCAGUCUCAAGAGUUACUAACAAAUAUGGACUGAAGAUUGUUAUUUCUCAUGACAAUUCAAAUAAUUACACUGAAACCAACAAUGUCGUUUAUCAUGAAGUUUUCAGAAAUAUUUAA
This is a messenger RNA of Arachis duranensis, 3393 nucleotides long. RefSeq lists its product as uncharacterized. The record is from RefSeq and is a predicted model, not a curated record. Gene Ontology annotation, biological process: DNA repair; telomere maintenance. Lineage: Eukaryota; Viridiplantae; Streptophyta; Magnoliopsida; Fabales; Fabaceae. Gene Ontology annotation, molecular function: DNA helicase activity. The transcript is spliced from 7 exons. Bases 1 to 3393 code for a protein of 1130 amino acids.